This is a messenger RNA of Pezoporus flaviventris, 1253 nucleotides long. RefSeq names its product vesicle associated membrane protein 4 (gene VAMP4). The record is from RefSeq and is a predicted model, not a curated record. Gene Ontology annotation, cellular component: membrane. Gene Ontology annotation, biological process: Golgi ribbon formation; vesicle-mediated transport. The transcript has 8 exons. Bases 173 to 598 code for a protein of 141 amino acids. Lineage: Eukaryota; Metazoa; Chordata; Aves; Psittaciformes; Psittacidae.
UCUAGUCGGAAAUCGAUUGCUCGGCGCUCGGCGCGGUGGGUGGAGCGCCGAGGCGGUCGAUGGGACAGCUGACUCGCAGCCGCAGCACCGGCCAUUUCCCGCCGGCCUGGCCCGGCCCGGAGUGGAGCUUCUCCUCCCGGGCACGAAGUCGCCUCUCCCGCAGGCAGAGACCAUGCCCCCGAAAUUCAAGCGGCACCUGAACGACGACGAGGUGACGGGCUCUGUGAAGAGCGAGCGGAGGAACCUGUUGGAAGAAGAUUCAGAUGAAGAGGAAGACUUUUUCUUGAGAGGGCCUUCUGGACCAAGAUUUGGACCUAGGAAUGACAAGAUCAGGCAUGUCCAGAAUCAGGUGGAUGAAGUCAUCGACGUUAUGCAAGAGAAUAUCACAAAGGUGAUUGAAAGAGGCGAGCGGCUGGAUGACCUGCAGGACAAAUCAGAAAGUUUAUCAGACAAUGCCACAGCUUUUAGCAACAGAGCCAAGCAGCUUCGGAGACAGAUGUGGUGGCGAGGCUGCAAGAUGAAGGCAAUCAUAGCACUGGUGGCAGUCAUUCUUCUGCUUGUGAUCAUUGUACCUAUAGUCCUGAAGUACCAUACCUGACCAGGCAGCUGGAGACUUUGGUGGAGCUGGCUCUGGGAUAACCAAACUGCUGUGUAAUUUAAGUGAGAUAUCUGUAUAUAGCUUUGAAGUUGUUUUUCUCCAAGGAGUGAGGAGGCAGUGGCAAAUAGCCAGUUCUAACAGUGUUUUAAGAACUGCCAAAUGACCCUUUUUUGGUUGAGUACCUGCUCCUGCUGUCAGAUUUAGUUUUUUCUUUUAUAUAAAACAGAAGAUUCUGUUCCCAAACUGCCUGUUUUGUGGAAUUCUGGGGCUCUGGUUUGGAACUGGCUACUUGCCACUACAGUCUAUCUGUAUAUAUGGUCGAGUUGUAAUAUUAAUAAUAAAAAUACCACUUGAGCAGUUCCCUGCUGCCUGCUGUGGCAGGCUAAGGGGACUGUCCCUUCACUGGAGUAAAGGACAGGAAAAGAUGUCUGAAGAGAAGCAUACCAUUAUGUUACAGGGAACUGACCCUUCUGUGGAGAACUGCAAGGGUGUUUUUUCUCUGUUGUUCAAAAAAAAAAGGGGGGGGGGAAUUAAUAGGUUUUACAAUCCAGAAGACUUUCUGGUCCUGCCAUGGGAAUGCACAAGUUCAGUGUUUUCAGUAUUGCUGCUUACAACUGUGACUAAAGACAUUCCAGUAAACCUAUUUUUGACUGUA